AUGAUCCCUAAAGUUUGCUAUCUGUUGUUUUACUUCUUCCUGAGCCUGGUCGUCGCCUCUCCGGUUGCUCUCCAGGUGCGCGAUGAUACGCCAAAGCAGCUGGUUAUCAAACAGACCAUUAAGUCCGGAACCAGCAAGGAUUGGACUGUGUUCGGCUCCUAUCUGACCUUCGAUAAAGAUGCCAAGAUUGAACCAGGGCAUCUCGUCGGCAUCGUGAAAAAGGCCUACGACCAAAUGGUUAGCACGGCUAAUACGGUUGAAAGCAAGAAGAAUCUUCCCAACGUCAUGACUGCCAUCCAGGUCGGAAACGAGAUCUUCCUGUCCUCUAACAUGAAGGGCGGCGGCGGCCACUACAUCUAUAACAUGCAGGAACAGCCUCUUCCGAACAAGGGCCAGGCCGAGGACGUCGUUGAAGACGGAUACGGUGCUUUCGCCGAGGUGCUACAGAACAACGCCCCAGAUGUCAAGGCCGCACUGGACGACCUGCGUAGGAAGUCGCGUGAGCUCGACCACAAGAACCCCCAGCCCAAUUCUCAGAACCCUUCUGGUACUAAGGGCAGCCAUGGCAAGGGUAGCCAUACCAACAGUCAACAUUCCUCCAGAAAAGGCUUUUCGAAAACCGACCCCAACGAGGCCUCCCAAGAACUGAAGCACAACCGCCAGACUACCUUCCAACACAAGAAUGACGCCAACUGCGGCGAGGUCAUGGCUUCCAUCCGAUAUCGCAAUGUUCACAAGGGACAGACCGAACAGCUCAGGAAAAAGAACCCCAAGCCUGUCGUCGUCGCCUGGAGUGUCAUGCCGGGGAAGCCCGGCACUAUCCGGGAGCCCUGCGAGAAGGGACGUACUCUGGACGGCGAGGGGGCCUGCGGACUCAGCUGGGGAUGUGGCGCUUUCGUCGGUCCCCAGGGCAUGGACUUCGACGUGGUUGAUCGCAAAACUAAGGCCAUUGAGGUGGACGCGAACUUCCCUAAGUUCACGGUUCACGAGGCCGAGCUACCGAAACCCACGAUCAAGCAGCAGACCACCAAACCUGAUCAGAGCAGCAGCAACAGGAACAACAACAAGAACAACAAGAACAACAACAAUGGCCAGUCUGGGUCCACCUCUAAGCCGCCUGCUACCAAGCCCAAAGACGAUACUCCCAAGAAGCCACCUACUCAGCCUCCGGCGAAGAAGCCUGACACCAAGAAUGACCCCAAGAAGAAGAAGAAGGGAGGAAAGUAA
Molecule: messenger RNA, 1227 nt
Organism: Aspergillus affinis
Lineage: Eukaryota; Fungi; Ascomycota; Eurotiomycetes; Eurotiales; Aspergillaceae
Exons: 1
Coding region: 1-1227 (408 amino acids)
Source: RefSeq, a predicted model, not a curated record